This is a messenger RNA of Pungitius pungitius (ninespine stickleback), 1947 nucleotides long. RefSeq names its product tRNA methyltransferase O (gene trmo). The record is from RefSeq and is a predicted model, not a curated record. The coding region runs from base 96 to 1454 and encodes 452 amino acids. The transcript has 6 exons. NCBI's taxonomy places the organism in Eukaryota, Metazoa, Chordata, Actinopteri, Perciformes, Gasterosteidae.
GUCAAAGUGGUUGUUUCCGGUUAGAGAAACUCCCACGUGUUUACACAGCGGUUUGUUGCUGUUUGGCUCGCUAGCUAAAAGCUAACUCGUUCGCAAUGAGUCCUCUGUGCGACUGCUGCGGCGAGCGCAUUAACAAACUGGAUCAGCAGAUUUCUGUGAUGAGAAAGGAAAUCAAGAAUCUGAGGCAGAUGUUGGACAGCGCGACGAGAGGUCAUCGCAAACACAUGAUAUCCAUUCAGUCGGCUGUGUCAACGAUUGGACUCUGUGGACCCGAUAAAGACCAGACGCCCUCACCGUCUUCACCCGCAGCAUCACCACAGGCUGCACUAGAGCGAGGAAGCAUCCAGACAGUCCCGAUUGGUUACAUCACUUCCUGUUUCUCUGUGAAGAACGGGACACCCAGACAGCCCACCAUUUGUGGCCCCUCAAGAGCCGAUCUGCGCAUCCACCGCAGUGUCUUUAAUAACCCUGAGCACGCUCUGGUGGGUCUGGAGCAAUACUCCCAUGUCUGGAUUAUCUUUCUCUUUCACAAAAAUGGGCACUUAAGUUACAAAGCUAAAGUGAAGCCUCCUAGACUCAACGGUCAGAGAGUUGGUGUGUACUCAACCCGCAGCCCCCACCGACCAAAUGCAUUGGGCCUAACUCUAGCUCGACUUGAUAAGAUAGUAGGUGAUACAAUACAUCUUUCAAAUAUUGACAUGAUUGCUGGGACCCCAGUCUUGGACAUCAAACCCUACAUCCCAGAGUACGACAACCCCCUCUCCAGGAUGAGCUCAGAUGAGACCACACUAUUAAACCAUCCAAAUGACUCUGGUGAUCAGUCAGCCCUAAAAGGGGAACACAGUGAUCACAAUGAUGACUUUAGUAGCUUUCUCUCAAAAGACAAAUCUGAAGCAGAGGUUUCAGUCACGGAUUCAUCAGAGUCAUCCAGUGCCCAGUUCUUCCUCCACAAAGACCUCCGCCAUGUGCUGGAGGAAGUUGAGGCCUAUGCGACCCAAAGGGACCUUUGCCAGCUAAGUUGUGCAAAAGAGGAUCAAGUUUCAGACUCUCCCAAAACCCCACCACCGGAUGGGACUGUCGAGCACCCCUGCUUUGGGGAGGAGGUCUACAGUGCUGUUGCCGGCUGGAUCAGAGAGCCUCCUGUCGGUGGUUUGGAGGUGCGCUUCACUCCUCAGGCUGGGAGGGAGUUGGCAGACUUCCUCCCCGCACACCUGUCAGGGGCCUCUGAAAGUGACAGACCCAGGUUCAAGUUUCUUCGCAGUCCAGAGGAAGCUACGGCUGCUAUAAGAGGGGUGCUGUCUGCAGACCCCCGGUCAGUCUAUAGAAGGACACGCUGCAGAGACAGACUGUUCUUCUUUACCCUGGACACGGCUGACAUCACAUGCUGGUUUGGACAAGGAUUUGCUGAGGUACUGCGGGUCCGACCUGUUGAGCAAUGCAUUUCUUCAACGUGAGAACUCCUUUUGAUUGAGAGCUUUGUUGAAGAACAGUAACGGAUCCUGCCUUCAAUCAACCUUUUUAGGUCAUUUCUAUAUUGACAACUGUUUAAGUGGUACAAUUAUUUAGACCGCCUUAAAGUAGAUGCACGAAAGGCAAGGUACAAUACAUUCAAUGAUAAGUAGAUCAAAUAAAGAUUUUUGAAAAUAUAAAUCCUCUUUUGUUUUUUGUCUCUGACUUUAAGGCACAGUGGGGAUGCAAUGGUUUUACAUGGUCAGUGCAGGUUAUCUAGAAAUAGCAGUCAUUGUGCAAAUGAUCAAAUCUAAGUUAUAAAGUUCUUCUCACUAAGUAUUAAAAGGCGUGUCCAAUUUUACCACAUAUUUUCAUGAUAUUGUUUGCACGUUUACUUUUGGUCAAGACUUGUUCCGCUAGUUUAAAUACUGUUUAUAUGUACACAUUAUCAUGUCGGACCUUCUACCCAACUGAAUGAUUAAAGGAUUUGUUUUUGUU